This is a messenger RNA of Pichia membranifaciens NRRL Y-2026, 3408 nucleotides long. RefSeq lists its product as hypothetical. The record is from RefSeq and is a predicted model, not a curated record. The transcript has a single exon. Gene Ontology annotation, molecular function: GTPase activator activity. Gene Ontology annotation, biological process: activation of GTPase activity; signal transduction. Bases 1 to 3408 code for a protein of 1135 amino acids. NCBI's taxonomy places the organism in Eukaryota, Fungi, Ascomycota, Pichiomycetes, Pichiales, Pichiaceae.
AUGGCCGACUUGGACGGCCUCAACAUCACGUUUUCCAAUGGUGACGUGAAUCCUCCAAAUCAUACUGUGUUUUCAAACACGCUGCAUAAUGACUCCCAGUCGACCAUCAACAGCACCAGAAACCAGCAUGAGGUUUCCCUAGCCAACCUACAGUCCGAAAACACAAUGCUGCACAAGAAAGUCGAGUACCUACAGAAAAUUAUCAAGCUUAAAGACAACACUAUUGACGAUCUAAACAAAAAGUUGAUUUCCCUCUCACAUCACAGCCGGGAAGGGAGCACUGCCACCAAUAGCAGCUCUGCAACGAAGACAAGCCACGAUGUUGUUUCAACCGAAAGUUUGGAGAGUGAUGACAACAAGGAGCCGAAGGAAUUAGCAGAAUCGAGUUUUACUGGAGACGCAAUCACACUAAACUCUCCAAUCAGUCAUCGACAACAGUCUCAAACUAACCAUCUGGGCACGGCAUCAGUAGAUUCGGCUAGCUCGCAAACUAUUUGGGAAAUACCCCAGCGCAAUAGCAAUAGAACUGCCUCGUCACACUCAAACCUCUCGUCAUCUAAAAGCUCUGCUCACGGCAGCGAUAAUUCGAUAACACCACAACAUAUAACCCACUUCUAUUCUCAAUCCCGAUCAGCAACCCACACUCCGACAUCAAGUGGACAUGCUAUAAGGAAGUCUGUUUCGUCGACAACAUCCUCACAUUACUCUAACGACGAUGAAGGAGAGAAAAAGUUUGAAGGCUAUGAGCUUGGAAAUGAUUACGAAAACACGAACGGUUUAUCAUCCCACGAUAACACGGUAGCGGACUCUUCAAAUAAUUUAACGCUAGAUUUGCAGAACCAAUUGCAUUAUGCAGACAUGACUCUUGGAUCUUCUCCAAGAAAACUGUCUCCAAAACGCCGGCCACAGGCAUCAGGCAAUGCAAUUAAUGCAAAAGAUCUUAUUGCAGAAGGAAAUCACAACGACAACGACAACGAUAACGAUGAUGACGAUGAUGAUCUUCAUUUCGGUAUAGUGUCAACCCCAGAAGAACCAGUGUACAAAAAAUUAGGGCAGGAUUCUCUAUAUUCCAAUUCAUCCACUGCGCUGGAUUAUCUACCUUUAAAGACGCCUGUAAAUUGCAACUUUGACUCAUCGAUUACCGAUCUACCCCUGGCAACGCCCGUCUCAGAAUACUCUGUGUCUUCAAGCUCCAUAUCUGGUACACCGAAUAACAUGCAUUUGGAUAGCACUUUCCUGCAUCCUGCGACGUCAUAUCAGAACGGUAAACAAGAAAGGGUUGCUUUAGUUCCACCCACCUUACCACCACAUCCACCACCACCACCUCAUCAUCCUUCUAACGAAAAUUUGCAUUUUUCGAGGUCACAACCACGAUCACGAUCACAGUCUCAGCUACAAUCACAAUCAGAAUCGCAGCCCCAAUCGCAAUCGCAAUCAGAAUCACUGCAACCGCAGAAGCAAAUUGUCCAAAAAGCUGUGGAACCUACAGAUGAUAGUGAAAAGUUCUUGUUAAACAGCUUAAAACAUUGUGUUAUACGAAUCGAAUCAUUGAUUGAUCCACAAGGACUAGCAGUUCCUAUCGAUACAAUCACCAACCAUGUGAUUGCGAAAUCAAAGAGAGAUAACUACAAGGUAUCAUUCCUUGUUUAUACUGAUGAAAACCCUUCACAGUUAACCCCAAUUUAUAGAGUUAAGAGAUCAUAUGUUGAAUUGUUGAUAAUGGAUAAGACAGUAAGACCGUUGAUACCUUCACUACCUAAACUACCAGAUUUCCAGCAUGUUGCUUCUCUCAACUGCAAGUUCUGGGCACAUAGUAAAAAAGUGAUUCAAAACUAUAUCAACAAACUCCUGACGUUGUUGAAGUCGCAAAACCCGUUAGAUCAAGACAAUCCGAUAUGGAAACAUUUCAGCAAUUAUUUUGAAUUCAAAAUGGAUCCAAAUAAUUUAGAAGAUCCAGAAUAUAGUGUUCUGAACUUACAAGAUAAAAUAUGUUACUUGCUAUACAUAAGGAAAAACUUUACCAUGAAAACAUAUGAUUUUGCCAAACUAUCUUCCCAGCCAGAAACGAAUGAGCUUGUGAUAAACUUCCUUCUAACUAAAUCUCAAGAAGUACUGCUUUUCGAUGAAGUCGGAAUUUUUUUCAAGGGUCAGGAAGUCACAAUUAAGAGAAAAAAAAAGUUUUCCGCAAACAAAAGUUGGUCUUUUUUUGCAGAAAGUGAAUACGAUGCCUCUGAAUUGUGCUCUAAGGUUAAUGCUUGGAUCGAGUCUUACUCUGGGCCUCAUGCUAGUGACGAGACUGAAGAAAAGGCAACCGCGGAAGGCAGAACAAAGCACAAUUCUGAAGAGUCGGAUCACAAAUCGUCUUCCAAUGACAACAUGCUUUCACCAUCGAUCAAUACUCCUUGGAAGAUAUUCAAAAAAUCAAGCAAGCAAAUACCGCCUAGUCCAAAGCCCAACCACAAUAACAAUAGCAACAACCAUAACAACUCAACAUCAAAUUCAUCCUCGCAUUCAUUGCCUUCUACUCCUUCAAAAAUGAUAUCGUCAAACUCGUCUACACCUUCCAAUAAUCAUAAUAUCAAUGAUGUACUCAAUUUCAAGGCAAUGCCUUAUGAGAGUAACAAAUUGACAUCUGAGAGCAACAAUAAUAGUAGUAGCAACUUGAUGCCAAUCUCCCCCUUAAGACAUGGUAGUGAUAAACCAGUUGAAGCUUUGUUCCAGCCUAUAGAUGAGACUCCCAAAUAUUUUAAAUCAACUUUAAAAUAUUCGUUUGAUUUAUGCCCAAAGUACAAAUUAUACGGUUUAUCUGUGCCCUCCAUUGUGUUCCAAAGUAUCACAUUUUUGUAUCAGCAAAGUGGAGAAGGGUUUGAGGGGAUAUUUAGGUUGAAUGGUAUGAUGUCGGAAGUGAAUAAAAUUCAGGAAAUCUUUAAUAAUCAAUACGAUUGUGAACUAGCUAAGCUUUCACCAAUUCCGGACGUACAUUCGAUUGCUACUUUAUUGAAAAGAUACCUACGUAAUUUAAAGGAUCGCCUACUCUCAGAUGAAGUUACCUCCGAAUUAUGUAGGAUUAUCAACAAUAAUGAUAACCACCUCAAGAGAGAACAAGAUAAAACUGAAGAUGAGGCAGAGCGGGAAGUUUCGGGGUUAAUAUUAUCACCCACUACAUUGCUCUCCCCUUCAAGCUCUGAGGAAUUCAAGCAGAUAUAUAAGUACAAAGUCCCCCAGCUAAACAGAAAUGUACUUUAUGCAUUGUUUAAGUAUCUCCGGGAUGUUUUGAAGAUGGGUAAGCAUAACAAGAUGACGGUGAGCGCAAUGAGUGUCUUAAUGGGUCCAAACUUGACACAAAGCGAUGGUGGUGGACAGAUAUGUACUGUCCUUUUGGAAAACUUUAAUCAAAUUUUUGUAUAG